Molecule: messenger RNA, 2255 nt
Organism: Carassius auratus (goldfish)
Lineage: Eukaryota; Metazoa; Chordata; Actinopteri; Cypriniformes; Cyprinidae
Product: keratin, type I cytoskeletal 13-like
Exons: 8
Coding region: 40-1452 (470 amino acids)
Cellular component (GO): cytoskeleton
Molecular function (GO): structural molecule activity
Source: RefSeq, a predicted model, not a curated record
UCCAGCAAGAGCAGAGUAAGACCACAAACCACCGUCCACAUGGCUACCACCUUCUCCAGCGGCAGCUUCGUUUCCAGCAGGUCCUCGAUGGGCUCCUCACGCUUCUCUUCUGCAGGUGGAGGAGGUGGCCGCAUCAACAGCAUGAGGGCUGGAAGCGUGUACGGAGGCGCAGGAGGUUCAGGGGUCCGCACCUCCAGUGCCUCUCGCUCCAUGGCCUCAGCAGGCUCAGGAAGCGGCUUUGGCUUUGGAGGUGGAUUUGGUGUCGGAGGAGGCGCCGGUGGAGGAUUCGGUGGGGGAUUCGGUGGUGCUGCAGCUGGAGGAGGAUUCAGCGUCGGUGGAGGAGCGGACGACAGCGUCAUUGGCAACGAAAAGUUCUGCAUGCAGAAUCUCAACGACCGUCUGGCUGCUUACCUGGAGACGGUCCGCUCCCUUGAAAAGGCCAAUGCAGACCUUGAGCUGAAGAUACGCCAGUUCCUUGAAAACAGAAUCUCUCCUACUAGCUCCACUCAUAACUUCUCUGCCUUCGAAGCUACCAUCGGUGACCUCCAGGCUAAAAUCCUGAGCGCCAUUCAGGAAAAGAACACAGUCCACCUCAGCAUUGACAAUGCCAGCUUGGCUGCAGAUGACUUCAGAAUAAAAUAUGAGAACGAGCUGGCAAUGCGUCAGUCUGUGGAGGCAGACAUUGCAGGGUUAAAGAUUGUUCUUAGCGAGCUCAACAUGAGUCAAAAAGACCUCAACCUGCAGAUCGAAGGGCUCACUGAGGAGCUGGUCUACAUGAAGAAGAAUCACGAGGAGGACCUCCUGACCUCUCGUGGUCAGAUGAGUGGACAGAUCAACGUGGAGGUUGAUGCAGCACCGCAGGAAGACCUGACCAAAAUUAUAGCGGAGAUGCGUGAGCACUACGAGACGGUCGUAUCCAAGAGCCAGAGAGACCUUGAAGGCUGGUUCCAGCAGAAGUCUGAGACCUUGAAACAAGAGGUUGUAACAAGCACAGAGACCUUGCAGACUUCGAAAACUGAGGUCAACACAGUGAAGAGCACAGUACAGUCCCUGGAGAUUGAGCUUCAGUCUCUCCUUUCCAUGAAAUCAUCCAUGGAAGGCACCCUGGGCGAGACUCAGAAUCGCUACGCCCUGCAGCUGUCCGGCUACCAGGCACAGGUGAGUGGAAUGGAGGGUCAAUUGGUGCAGCUUCGUGGCGAUCUGGAUCGCCAAAGUCAGGAGUACCAGAUGCUUCUGGACAUCAAGACCAGACUGGAGCUGGAGAUUGCAGAAUACAGGAGACUUCUGGAUGCAGAAGCCAGCGGCAGCCUCAUAAUCUCUGGCUCUGGCUCCAGCUCCAGCUCCUCCUCCAGCUCGAUCACUACCACCAAAGCAGCAGUGAUCACUCUGGUGGAAGAGGUGGUUGAUGAUGGGACGGUGGUUUCUUCCUCUUCAACAUCCCUUGUUAAGUGAAGCCCACCAGACACGUGCUGGUUGGAGAACAGAGCUUUAGCUCCACUUAUGCUUUCAGAAUAUGGUGGUUGUCUUUGAACAUUUACAACAAUAAAACUGAUGUUAAAGACUCAAUUUGAACGGUUAUGUCAUCUAUUGUAUAUGGAUGCAAUUUAGAGAUGUUUCAGUUUAAAUGACCAGAGAUCCAAAAAGGGUAUAUUAACAGUGGCACAAUAAAAGUAUAGUUCACUCAAGAACAAACAGAUUUUGUUGACCAAUGGAUGGGUGAAUGGGUGCCAUCAUAAUGAGAGUCCAAACAGCUGAUAAAACAUCACAAAAAUCCAUGUAAUUUGCACGACUCAAGUCUAUCAGUUAACAUCUUGUGAAGUGAACAGCUGCAUGUUUGUAAGAAACAAAUCUAUCAUUAAUACGUCUUAGCUUUAAACUGUUGCUUCCAGUCAAAUUUCUUUAUCCAUAAUGUUGCUUUCUCCAGUGAAAAAAAAAAGUUGUCUUAUCUGAUUCAGGAGAAAAAUACACAGAUCAAGCAGCAUUUACAAGUGAAAACAGUCCAAAUCUGUUUUGCCGGUGGACUUUGAUGUGUAAGAACAAGCAUGACUUUUUUUACUGGAGGGUGAUUGAAGAAUUGUUAUGGAUUAUUGACUCAUAUUUUGGCCAAAAGACAUAAAAUAAAAAAUGCCCUAAAGACAUUUCUUACAAACAUGUAGUUUUCACUUCACUAGAUAUUCAUUGCUGGACUGGGAUCAGGAUUACUUGUGGAUUAUUGUAAUGUUUUUAUCAGCUGUUUGUAUUCUCAUUCUGACGGC